Molecule: messenger RNA, 1884 nt
Organism: Linum tenue
Lineage: Eukaryota; Viridiplantae; Streptophyta; Magnoliopsida; Malpighiales; Linaceae
Source: the annotation of a GenBank genome assembly
CUUUAUUCUAAUUGCAAUAAAAUAAUAUCAGUCCCAAUCAUUCACUUGCUCAUACAUCAGUGGAGGAAUAACACAACUUACAAAUAUGUUUUCUUUUUCCCCUUUUCCCUUAUUUUAUUUUAUCUCUUCCACUUGACGUACAUCUCCCCCAAGGCUUCUUCUCUUCCCCUCUCGAUCCAUUGAGACACCGAUAAACCGCAGAUGUCUCCGAAUCUCAACUCUUCCUCUGCCCUUAUCUCUGCUUCUGCUCAAAGAUUGUGUCUUUUCUCGCGGUGAAUGAUCGUAGGCUACUUUGUGAGGUAUGGAUUGUGCUGAUAUCUGGGGACAAACAUGGAGCAGUUCCUAGACGGAUUGAAGCAUUUGUGUGCGGCAGUUGCGAAUUGUUGUGAUGCUGAUUUGUAUAAGCAACUCAGAGGGCUGCAAGAUCCAGAGGCUCUUGCAAGAGAAACAGUUUUUAGCGUUAGCGAAAUAGAAGCACUUUAUGAGCUCUUUAAGAAGAUCAGUAGUGCGGUGAUAGAUGAUGGUUUGAUCAACAAGGAAGAAUUUCAGUUGGCCUUAUUUAAAACGAAUAAGAAAGAGAGCUUAUUUGCUGACCGGGUAUUUGAUUUGUUUGACUCGAAGCAUAAUGGUGUGCUUGGUUUUGAAGAGUUUGCGCAUGCCUUGUCAGUCUUUCACCCCAAUGCACCUAUUGAUGAUAAGAUCGAAUUUUCAUUCCAAUUGUACGAUCUCAAACAGCAAGGCUUCAUUGAGAGGCAGGAGGUGAAGCAAAUGGUAGUGGCCACACUUGCUGAGUCCGGUAUGAAUUUGUCUGAUGAUGUGAUUGAAAGCAUCAUUGACAAGACGUUUGAGGAGGCCGAUACCAAGCAUGAUGGUAAGAUUGACAAGGAAGAAUGGAGAAGCCUUGUCUUGCGGCAUCCUUCACUUUUGAAGAACAUGACCCUUCAGUAUCUCAAGUCCAUGGCGGACAAACAUUACCGGGUUGGAUACGCCCUCGCUCCCAAGAAGGCGAGCAGCUUCAUCCAGCCGUCCCUCCUCGACUACGCUGCCGGCCGUGGCGUCGACCUCGUCGCCGUCGACCCAUCAAAACCCUUGACCUCACAGGGCCACUUCGACUGCAUCAUCCACAAAUUCUACGACGAGGAUUGGAAGCUCCAGCUCGAGGCAUUCGCCGGGGAAAACCCUGAUUCCGUGAUCGUCGACCCGCUCGAGGCCGUGGAGAAGCUCCACAAUCGCGUCUCUAUGCUCGAGGUGGUGAGCAAGCUGAAGCUCGAUCGGAAGGAGCGGGCUGAGAUUCCCCGACAGGUGGUGGUCUCGAGUUCCGCCGAAUUGAAACAGAGCGAGGCGGUUAAGGAGCUAGGGUUUCCGUUAAUCGCCAAGCCGAUGGUAGCCAACGGAACAAUUCUGUCGCACAAGAUGUAUCUGAUCUUCGAUCGUGAAGGAUUAGCUGAGCUGGAAGAAGCGCCGGUAGUGCUGCAGGAGUUCGUGAACCACGGCGGCGUGAUCUUCAAAGUCUACGUCGCCGGCGGCCAUGUUCAGUGCGUGAAGAGGAAGUCGUUGCCGGACAUUACGGAGGACAAAUUGGGGGCGCCGCCUCUGAAGGGCUCCCUCCCUUUCGCUCAGAUCUCCAAUCUGGCCGAUGGCAGCGAGUCGGAGUUCGCCGGCGUCGAGAUGCCGCCGGAAGGGUUUGUAGAGGAAGUUGCUAGCGGGUUGAAGGAGGCAAUGGGGCUGCAUUUGUUCAACUUUGAUGUGAUUAGGGAUAGUGGGGAUGAGAAUAGGUAUCUCGUGAUUGACAUCAACUACUUCCCUGGGUAUGCCAAGAUGCCGAAUUACGAGCAGAUUCUGACUGGUUUCUUAUUGGAGAUCUUGGGAGUGAAGAAGGAAUAA